AUGAGUCUGAAAGGGCCUUCAAAAUGGGGCAAGCUGCUGCGGAAGAACGACGCCUCGGAAAAGAAUUUCCACCUCAACGAGGAUGUCGUCGACUUCCUCAAACCUUCAACGGACAAGGAGCGAAUCCCCGGUGAAGGCACGCGACAGGCAGCCGCUCCACGAAUCGAUACCUCUGCCGCACAGAGAUGGCCCGAAGCUGGUGAUGUGAGGCGAGCUGCCGCCGCUUCUCCCGAGACGACACACACACCUAGAGUCAGGAGGAAGAAGAAUGUCACGGUCGCAUUCGUCAGGACACCACCAGAGAUCAUUGGAGAAGGCGGUGACGACUCGGACAUUCCAGUCGUCGAGGUGUCAAGAGCAAAGACGAGAUUGGCAAGAUCACAAACAGAGAGACGACCUCCUGCCCCUGUGCUGGACACGUCGGCGGCCGAGCGACACCGUCAGGCGGCGAACUAUCCCAUGAGCGCGCCUGCCGUCCGCAAUGUCUAUCAACGCAAGAACUCGCUGGCCGACCCUACGCAUCCUGUGAACCACCCCUUCUUUGACUCUCAACCGCAACCUCAGCCCAAUCCACCUCCCGUACCGGCACAUGCCCCUGUCGACGACACCCCUCGACCAGGCUUGUUGAAGCGUGUGCCCACCACCUUCACAAGCUCGGAUGACUUCGAGACGUCGCCUACAAGUCCUGAAGAAGUGCCGCCGCUCCCACCGCAUUUUGAGCUUCCCAUACAGACAAUCCAGCCCCCUAAGCCUUCCGUUUCUCCGCCAAUCAUCGACAAGUCCGAGCUGGCAAGCUUUCUGCAAGACUCUCCACCACAACCUCGUACCUUGCCUCCGAGGGUUGCCAAGAGGCAGAGUAUGAUUCGCGAAGAAGAAGGCAGAGUACUGCGUCGUUUGUCAAGACUGGACUAUGAUGAAGUCGCUCCCGAAGUGCUGGACCCGCGUAGACCGCCAAGUCCAAACUCUCCCCCUCGACAGACCAGAUCCCGUAGUCCACAGUUGCCCGCAAUCACCCCCACCGACUUUGGCGCUGAUCUUCCAGAAAAUGUCCGCUCUGCAUCUCCCGAGCAGGUGCCUCCUCCACCAAUUGUUCUGCCUCAUCGAACACACCCCCUUCCCGACCUUCCAGGCACCUCUGAUCAAUAUGCCAAAACAGAUGUCCCUCCAAUCACCACAAGGGACAUGCAAGCCUCUUUUUCUUCUUCGCAUUACACAAUCGACUCGACACAUUCAGCAUCAAGCUACAGGCAACGACUGCCAUCCGACUUUAUGACCUCUUCCUCACCUGCUUCUUCUGUCCGCUCUGCUUCUCUCCAGCCAAAUAGCUUCUCACGAUUGGCCCAUUCUUCGACCGGUCAUCCAUUACCUGCUCCUCCGAGCCGUAAUCCAAGUCCGAGUUACUUCUCGCAGCAAUCCCUGGUACCUCAAGCCGCAAACGUGAAUGGCCUGACUCCUGGAUUGACCCCUGGUCUUACACCCGCUCUCACUCCCGGAAUUGGCAUGACACCUUCUUAUGACGGAAACGGAAGAUCGGCGUCUGCUUUCUCGCACAGGAACAUCUCUCCCUCUGAACACGUACAAGGUACCGCCGAGCAUGACGCCCUCUUCGAUUUCGGCAUGCGCGUUGCACACAUGAGAGGUGUCUUCAGACUGACGGCCGAACGUGAGAGACCGAUCCAAAGUUGCACCCUUCGUGAGUGGCUACGUGCUGCUAUCUGGUGGCUGCACAAAGGUCGCGCAGGUCUUACAUCACAGAUUCGGAAUACUCCAAAGGGAGCAAACAAACCUGAGAUGCUCACACAGGCACAUGUGGAUGUUGCAAAGACCUGGUGGAUCCUUACCGAUGUUUUGUCAGGUGCGGAUUCGCCGCACGCCAAGGUUGACUCUCCGCAGGAUACACUCUUCCGCGACAUGGACACUGUGCGUGCGAGUUUACGUACUUUUACCCUGUCAAUGAGUCGAAACAGCGUCAUGCCUCCUCAUCAAUCUCUGAUCCAAGGCCAAGAUACGACGAUGUGGGUAGAGUACCCCAGAUUUGCAUCUGACGUCGCAUCUCUUCUUCGUGGUAGCACGAGUCAAGCUUUGAUUGCCCAAGAUGAAUUCGAGGAGGCCAAUCCUCUAGAAGCGUUGCCCCUUGGUGACACAAGAGACACAUUCUGUUAUAGUAGGAUGUUCGUCAGCGCAUCGAUUAAUACAGAGGAGGCCGAUACCGAUCGUGUUGUUUUGCCUUGCAUUCUCACUAUGGUCAGAGGCAAGUCUGAAUUCCAGACUUCUGUCGUCAUCUCAAGUCAGGCGGACCUAGUCAAUCUUGCCAUCAGACCUGGCGACGGAGGUUAUGGUAAAGGACCAACAUGGCAUGAUGUCAGCUGGAAAUCGAAAGAGCAUGGUCUCUACGUUCGGCUUCCCCGCGGCUUCACACUCAAUCUGGCAUUCCAGGAGCCAGACUUCCGUGCGCUUUGGAGCAUGAUCGAUUACACCAACAAGAUCUACGGUAGUAUGAAGCCAGAAGCGGAUGAGCGACUGAUCCAUGAGGUACAUCUGCUUGAGCUGGCUCAUACUGACUCCACCAACCCAAAUGCAUUCUCAAAAGACAAGGUCCGAUCUUGCACAGCAUUUGUCUUUGAGAAGAGACUACACGUCCGCAGUGGUUAUGGAGAGACCAAUCUACAUCGCGGAUAUCGAAUGCUCUUGAUGGCAAAUCCUAUGAACAAAUCGCUCACCAUGGCUGGCAUUCCUCUCUGUCGUACUUCACCGCUACUUUUCGAGAUGACGGGUGCGAAUGAACCGCCUGUCAUGCAUUUACAUACCCAAGACACGAAGCGGCAAUGCCGGACAACGCUAAUGUUCAAGAGUGGUCGCGAGAGACAGGACUUUUACAAUGUGCUCCAGGGCACCUCGACAAAUGAAGAUGAGCAAGUUGUCGCGAGAGUUGGACUUCGGAACAUGGUAGCGGAAGCCUCGACUGGCCAAGACACAAUCGCCGGUGCCUUCCAAGGACUCACGUGGAAGGAGGUACGUAUCAUUAGCGAGGCCAAUGCUGCGGUUGGGCAAGAUCAAGGAGACAUGACGCUUUCUCAACACUUCCGAAUGAUUGCAGUCCACGACAAUGGUGCAGUGACUGACCGGCUCAAUCUUGGUCCUGGUGAACUUUUGAUUUGUCUGCCGGCAUCAACUACACCAAGCAUGUCACUUUUACGAGCACCACAAGAAGAUUUGACGGCAUCAGUCGACAUUGGUAAAGCUCAACACGGGCGCGAAGGACUAAAGAGGCUCGUGCAGACAGCAGCGACUACACCGACGACUCGCACGUUGACAUUCCCGUCGAUGGAAGAGUUGCACACGUUCCAACGAGCACUCACACGAUACACGGUCAAGUUUGACGGAGCAGCAACACUGUUCGCCAUCUCAAGACGCAGAAUGGUUGUGCCAAUUUACAAGAAAUGGGAGGCGACAAAAGUCCGCAUUCAGAUCCUUACACUCGGCAACGUGACCAAGAUCGCAGCCUUCUUCGAAGACUUUAGCCAUGCGGAUGCGAUGGUGUUCCAGAUCAAGGCGGCUGAUACGUUUGAGAAAGCAAAAGGAGACAAGCCGGCCAAGUAUUGUGUCAAAUUUGUGGAUGCAAAGUUCAGUCUGCCGAAGAAAGAGAAGGGUACUGAGGGAGGUGAGGAUGAGGCAACAUCGGACUCACAGAUAUGGGGCAAGGGAGUGAGACGUAGGUUCAUCAAUCUCGAAGGAUUGGAGUAUGCAGGAGAGCAUGAUGACAUAACGAUUGGCUUUGAAACGGAAGAUGAACGCGAUCGCUUUUCCGAGGGGCUGCCGGCAGCAACAACGAACAAGGUCUUUCAGCUGAGGAGAAAGAUCUGA
Molecule: messenger RNA, 3864 nt
Organism: Aureobasidium subglaciale EXF-2481
Lineage: Eukaryota; Fungi; Ascomycota; Dothideomycetes; Dothideales; Saccotheciaceae
Exons: 3
Coding region: 1-3864 (1287 amino acids)
Source: RefSeq, a predicted model, not a curated record